Phalaenopsis equestris is the source of this 480-nucleotide messenger RNA. Its product is annotated as trafficking protein particle complex II-specific subunit 130 homolog. The record is from RefSeq and is a predicted model, not a curated record. Lineage: Eukaryota; Viridiplantae; Streptophyta; Magnoliopsida; Asparagales; Orchidaceae. The transcript is spliced from 5 exons. The annotation marks the transcript as partial.
UUUAUGAGGCUUGCAUAUUUGAUUGGUUAUGGAGUGGAAAUGGAAAGAAGCCCAGUAAACAGUGCAUCGUUAAGCAUGCUCCCCUGGCCCAAGCCUGCAGUGUGGCCACUUGUUCCCCCUGAUGCCUCAGCUGAUAUUCUUGAGAAGGAAAAGAUGAUUCACCAAUCAAGUUCCAGAGUGAAGCACUUCAACAUAGAGAGAAAACCAUUGCCUCUGGAACCGUCUUUACUGCUGAGGGAGGCUAACAGAAGGAGAGCUUCUCUUUCUGUGGGUAAUGCGGUCGAAUUAUUUGAUGGUCGCUGGGUUCCUAUGCUGAUUAUUCGUUUAUAUCUGCGAACUAAUAUGUUAGGUGCCAAGAAACCGGUUAGCAAAGAAGCACUGAUGAAGGCUUUUGGGCUCCCCGCUUCGAAGGUUCUCUCCUAUGAGGAUGAGGAAAGGAAAAAACCCGAAAGUUCUCGUCAGGAGAGAGCCGGUGAAUAA